Letharia columbiana is the source of this 690-nucleotide messenger RNA. RefSeq lists its product as uncharacterized. The coding region runs from base 1 to 690 and encodes 229 amino acids. NCBI's taxonomy places the organism in Eukaryota, Fungi, Ascomycota, Lecanoromycetes, Lecanorales, Parmeliaceae. The record is from RefSeq and is a predicted model, not a curated record. The transcript has a single exon.
AUGUGGAUAUUUCAGCUAUUCCAGCUAUUUGGGCUACCGCAGCCUUGGAGAUGUCCCAGCUAUUCCAGCUAUUUGGGCUACCGCAGCCAUGGAGAGGUCUCAACUAUUCCAGCUAUUUGGGCUACCGCAGCCAUGUGGAUAUUUCAGCUAUUCCAGCUAUUUGGGCUACCGCAGCCUUGGAGAUGUCCCAGCCAUUUCAGCUAUUCGGGCUAUCGCAACCAUGGAGAUGUCCCAGUUAUUUCAGCUACUUGGGCUACCGCAGCCAUGGGGAUAUUUCAGCUAUCCCAGCUAUUUGGGCUACCGCAGCCAUGGAGAUGUCUCAGUUAUUUCAGCUGUUUAGGCUAUCGCAACCAUAAGGGUAUCUCAGCUAUCGCAGCCAUGGAGAACUCUCAACUAUUCCACCUAUUUGGGCUACCGCAGCUUUGGAGAUGUCUCAGCUAUUUCAGCUAUUUGGGCUAUCGCAGCCUUGGAGAUGUCUCAGCUACUCCAGCUAUUUGGGCUACCGCAGCCAUGGAGAGGUCUCAGCUAUUCCAGCUAUUUGGGCUACCGCAGCCAUGGAGAGGUCUCAACUAUUCCAGCUAUUUGGGCUACCGCAGCCAUGCGGAUAUUUUAGCUAUUCCAGCCAUUUGGGCUAUCGCAACCAUAGAGAUGUCCCAGUUAUUUCAGCUACUUAGGCUACCGCAGCCAUGA